Molecule: messenger RNA, 2286 nt
Organism: Zingiber officinale
Lineage: Eukaryota; Viridiplantae; Streptophyta; Magnoliopsida; Zingiberales; Zingiberaceae
Product: gibberellin receptor GID1C-like
Exons: 2
Coding region: 302-1342 (346 amino acids)
Biological process (GO): floral organ morphogenesis; raffinose family oligosaccharide biosynthetic process; positive regulation of gibberellic acid mediated signaling pathway
Cellular component (GO): nucleus; cytoplasm
Molecular function (GO): gibberellin binding; hydrolase activity
Source: RefSeq, a predicted model, not a curated record
CUCUGGGUUUGCGUAUGUUGGACUCUUCAUCUUCUACCUUGCUCCACUCGCGUUGCUGCUGCCCACCUCUUCCUCUUUAUCUUCGAUCGCCCCUGCUUUCCCUGUACAUUUGAGAUCGAUGUUCCAAGGAGCAACGGAGUUGGUGGGAAGAAGAAGAAGGAGGAGUCGGGAUUUGAUUCCUGGAAUACAUGCCAUGAGAGGAGGAGAGAGAUUUCUUUGGUUUUGAUGCUCUCUUUCGACUCUGAUUUCUUGUCUUAGAGGCUUAUACGGUUACAUCCACUCACGCUAAGCACGUUUGGACAUGGCUGGAAGCAACGAAAUUAACGCCAAUGAGUCCAAGAUGGCAGUUCCUCUCAACACUUGGGUUCUCAUCUCCAACUUCAAGCUGGCUUACAACAUGCUGCGCCGCCCGGACGGCACCUUCGACCGUCACCUCGCCGAGUUCCUCGACCGGAAGGUCUCCGCGAAUGCCACCCCCGUCAAUGGCGUCGUCUCCUUUGACGUCCUCAUCGACCGCUCCCACAACCUCCUCGCCCGCAUCUACCGCCCCGCCCCCGCCACGGCGGCUGGUUCCGUUCCUCUUCUCACUGACCUCUAUCAACCGCCAUCAACCGACCCGUUUCCGGUCAUCAUAUUCUUCCACGGCGGCAGCUUCGCGCACUCCUCGUCCAACAGCGCUAUCUACGACUCCCUCUGUCGCCGGUUUGUCUCCCUCUGCGACGCUGUUGUUAUCUCAGUCAAUUAUCGGCGGGCACCGGAAUACAAGUAUCCCUGUGCAUACGACGAUGGAUGGGCAGCUCUCAAGUGGGCGAGUGCAGUGCCAUGGCUUCACAACGGCAAAGAGUCCAAACCUCGAGUGUUCCUCGCAGGGGACAGCUCUGGGGGUAACAUUGCACACCAUGUGGCGGUCAGGGCCGCGGAGUCUGGGAUCGAAAUCGCCGGUAACAUUCUCCUUAACUCCAUGUUUGGAGGGAACCAUAGGACAGAGUCUGAGAAGAGGUUGGAUGGCAAGUAUUUUGUCACCAUUCAAGACAGGGAUUGGUAUUGGAAGGCUUACCUCCCUGAGGGGGCAGAUAGAGAUCACCCUGCUUGCAACCCCUUUGGUCCCAAUGGUGUUAAGCUCGAAGGGCUUCCUUUCACCAAAAGCCUUGUCAUUGUUGCAGGCCUGGAUCUUGUUCAAGACUGGCAGUUGGCCUACGCAGAAGGCUUGAAGAAGGCUGGCCACUUUGUGAAGGUUGUGUACCGCGAACAAGCCACAAUUGGAUUCUAUUUGUUGCCAAACACCAACCAUUUCUACGAAGUGAUGGAUGAGAUCAAGGAAUUCAUCCAGGCUAACUUGUAGUGGAACGCUGCUCUUGACGGACUGUUCGUCGUUCAAUUAAUUCCUCCGCGGAUGGCAAUGAUUCACAGGCUUGCUCAUGGUUCUGUAUAAAAGGAUGCAUGAAAAUUCAGAUUAUGUUCUUGGAACUGUUCUAUUGAAUCUGAACCAUAUAAGUUCUUGUACAUGGUAUGUUGAAGAGCCUUGAUCCAGUUCAACAACAGAUGUUUCAGAAUUUUAGCUAACCACAAUGAUCGCUGUGACAUGGUCAAACGCUAAAGCUCUUAUUUUGUAUAUAUUGGCCUCCUCAGAUUCUCAGUUAAUAUAGAUUCAAAGAAAAGUAGAGAUUUGUAUUGUCCUCUUAGCUGUUGAUAGUUCUAUUCUCUCCCCUUUGCAGGGUUGAAAGAUCAAUGAAGACCCAAUCCUGUUAAAAUCUUCUGAGCCUGCCAAAUACUAUCAACACUUUUUGUUCUCCCUUCUUCCAACUCAUCUCAUCUAACAACGUGCUUCGAUCAUAUAUAUCUUUGGCACCAAACUAUUGUGGGAAAUAGAAUCAAGACAAAUGAUGGAGUUAGAGAAAGAGUAUCAGACAAGCAAUUGGAGGCUACUCUGUCACUGGUCAAUUUGUCUUGGACGUUUUUCGUUCUUGGUCAUAUUUCUAGCCGCUAGUAAUGCGUGAGCAUUUGGAUCGAACAGUGUCAGUUCUUGGCAGCUUCGCUGGAGCUGCUCUUGGGGUUUUGUUAUUGAUGGGAGGGGGAAUCCCCCCACCGAUCGAAAUUUAUUAUGGUAUUGUCGUGUGUGGAAAAUUUAAGCAUGCGUUUUACACUUUUACUUGCUAGUUAAUGCUUUCCACAGCUGUACAUGAUGAGGACCUGUCUUGGUCAUCAUCUGGCCUUAUGUAAAAUAUUGUGAAGUUGGAUACUCUGAAGUUCAAUAAUGAAUUUGUAUCAAAAUUGCUGUUUGUUAGA